Messenger RNA from Saccostrea echinata, 1462 nucleotides. RefSeq lists its product as uncharacterized. NCBI's taxonomy places the organism in Eukaryota, Metazoa, Mollusca, Bivalvia, Ostreida, Ostreidae. The record is from RefSeq and is a predicted model, not a curated record. The transcript is spliced from 9 exons. The coding region runs from base 39 to 1373 and encodes 444 amino acids.
CAUAUUACUUGGCAUAAGUGAUUGUGGUAUGUAACGGUAUGGCGUUCUCCAUUCUCUAUUGGUCGAAUUAUACAGCUGGGACAGCAAAGUUGAUGCGUAAAUCAGAAACUGCCGUUCAGUCUGAACAUGUGUUAAAGUUUGUAUAUGACAGAGAUGCGCAGUUUAUUAGAGGAAUUGUUCAAGCCUCCAUGCGAGACCGGAGCUACCAGGUUACAAUAACUCUUGGUUCCAACUACACCGUAGAACAGAGCACAUGUGAAUGUGUAAAUGGGAUGGACAAAUGUCACCAUAAAGCCAGCAUUCUUCUCUAUGGGUACAAAAAUCUAAGCAAAACUGAUGUACGCCAGAGUUGGAUUAAACAUCCAAAGAGUGCACCACCUCGACAAACUAAAACUAUGGAAGACCUUUUUCCUGCACCAGACAGGUUUAUAAAUUACAGGGCAAUAGAUAGACCUGUUGAUGGCAAUGACAGAGACUUCUUGUACCAAAAGUUGAGACAAUCGGGAAGGUUUUCAGCCAUGCAUUGGAUUUUGGCACCAGAGCCACCUGUACCACAGGUAUGUGUACCAGUAAUUGACGACUUGUUGGCUAAUCAAGAGUUCCUGGCUGCAGAGCACCCCAUGACCUGGUUGCGACAGAAACUGAUUGUGAACGAUCAACAAAUUCAACAGAUUGCUGCUUUGACUGUUGGGCAAAAAGACAACUGUCUCUGGUCUACAGUUCGUAAAAAUCGUUUAACAGCUUCUAACUUUGGAUGUGUUCUGGCAGCAGUAAGAAGAAACAGAUAUCCAGCUUCGCUGUUCAAGCGCCUCUGCCAAGCAUACGACCUUUCAAAAAAAGAUGCUAUAAUUUGGGGUGUUUGUAAUGAAAGAGUUGCCAUAGAUAAGUACAGGUCAUAUGGAGAUGCAGUAGUAGAACCAACAGGCAUAUGGCUCCACAGUAAUGGUGUACUGGGGUGUAGCCCUGAUGGGAUUGUACGUCGGCCAGCUGCGUUUGGAUUCCAUCACCAAUCUCCACCUCUGAUUCACAUAAUGCAGGCAUGCAAUAUUCGGCCUACGGUACUAGAAGUAAAGUGUCCAUAUACAGCCAAAGAGAAGACAAUUUCUGAAGCAAUUGACACCAUUGAUGAUUUUUGCUUAGAAUUUCAAGAAUUUUGUGGAGAGAGAACGUACAAGUUAAAGGAGACCCAUCCGUAUUAUGAUCAAAUUCAAGGACAAUUAUUUAUAACUGGGAAACAAGCCUGUGAUUUUAUGGUUUGGACACCGAAAGAUUGUGCCAUUGUGAGGAUUACCCAGGACCCUGUUUGGCAGACAAACAUUUCUGUUCUUACUGACUUUUAUUUCCAUAGAUUUAUACCACACUUACAGCAGUAAUCCUUCAUGUAUACAUGCUAGUUAGUCAUGUAUAGCAUGCAAGCCAUGUUUGAAGAGUAAUAUUGAAUGUCAAUAUCUGCAAGUUAAUC